Molecule: messenger RNA, 2155 nt
Organism: Caenorhabditis elegans
Lineage: Eukaryota; Metazoa; Nematoda; Chromadorea; Rhabditida; Rhabditidae
Gene: snf-3
Product: Sodium- and chloride-dependent betaine transporter
Exons: 9
Coding region: 5-1807 (600 amino acids)
Biological process (GO): gamma-aminobutyric acid transport
Cellular component (GO): plasma membrane; membrane
Source: RefSeq, marked reviewed
AACAAUGGGUACUUCCGAACAUGUGCCGCUACCGACGGAUGAGGCGAAAGCCAAGGAGCUCGAGCAAUCUCAGCAUUCUGAAGAGCCGGAUAGAGGACAAUGGACAGGAAAAUUCGAUUUCCUCAUGAGCAUGGUCGCCUACGCAGUGGGCCUUGGAAACGUUUGGCGGUUCCCGUAUUUGUGUUACAAAAACGGUGGAGGCUCCUUCCUCGUAGUCUACAUGAUCUUCUUCUGCCUGGCAGCCGUUCCAAUUUUCCUGAUGGAGGUCACAGUUGGUCAGUACCUGCAAAAAGGUGCUAUGGAAAUGUGGCUCAUGUGCCCACUUUUCCGUGGUGUCGGAAUCGGUAAUGUCGUGAUCGCCUUCAUGUGCAUCGCCUACUUCUGUGUAAUUGUCGCCUGGGCCAUGUUCUACAUGAUUAGCUCAAUUGCCUGGGUGUUCCCGUGGGAGACUUGCAACAAUUAUUGGAAUGAUGCCACGUGUGUCACUGGAAAGGAAAACUUUACCGAGUUGGCGAGGAUUAAGGCCCUCGUCGCCAGUGCCGGAGGCCACACUCAAACCUCUGUGGAGCAGUUCUGGGAGAAGCGUGUGCUCCAUGAUACCGGAGAUAUUUCCGAAUUUGGUGGGAUUCAAUGGGAGCUGUUCUUCAUUAUGGCUGCUGCUUGGCUGAUUGUCUACUUUGCUCUCUGGAAGGGUAUCACUCAAGCUAGAAAGUUCGUCUACUUCUGCGCCCUCUUCCCAUACGUCCUGAUCUUCAUUCUCCUGAUUCGUGGUCUUACCCUAGAAGGAGCCGGUACUGGAAUCUACUUCUACCUGAAGCCCAAUGCAACUAGGCUUCUGGACACGGCGGUCUGGAAGGAUGCAGGAACCCAGGUCUUCUACUCUUACGGAGUCGGUUUCGGAGCCCUGAUCGCCCUGGGAUCCCACAAUAAAUUCAAUCACAACUGCUUCAAAGACGCCAUCACCAUGUGCUUCAUCAAUGGAUGUACCUCCAUCACCGCCGGAUUCGCUGUCUUUUCAAUUCUCGGAUACAUGUCCCAUGUAGCUCAGAAGGAUAUUUCUGAAAUUGUGAAGCCUGGCGUCGGGUUGGCCUUCUUGGCGUACCCUGAAGUAGCCUCUAACCUUCCGAUGAAACAAGUUUUCGCUGUCCUUUUCUUCCUUAUGAUCACAAUUCUUGGGUUGGACUCACAAGUUUGUAUGAUGGAGGGACUAUUUACGGCGUUGGAAGACGCUUUCCCGAUCCUCAGAAAAUACAAAAAGCAGUCACUUGGAAUAUUCUGCCUGUUCUUCUUCUGCAUCGGAAUUCCUAUGGUUACACAUUCCGGCUCCCACUGGCUCACCCUUUUCGAUGCUUAUGGUGCAUCGGGCUAUGCUCUCCUCUUUGUCGUAUUCUUUGAAGUAGUCGGUCUGGCUUACGGUUUUGGAGCCCAUAACAUCAGAAAAGCACUCCAUGAAAUGAUUGGUGUAACCCUGCCAAAAGGUAUCGAGUACGUCUGGAAAUUCUGUGCUCCGGCUACGAGUUUGGUGCUCUUCGUGUUCUGCGUUGUGUACUAUCACCCAGUCAAGUACCCGGACGGAAAGGAUUUCCCGUUCUGGGCUAACGCUUUCGGAUGGUUCUUGUCUUCGUGCUCCAUGGUUGUCAUCCCAGGAUAUGCUAUCUAUUAUCUCUUCUUCACAAACAAACAUCUGACACUCAAAGAGCGCGUUCGCAAGGGGCUCAACUUGGAUGGUUCCUUCGAAUCCCCAGCCAAAAAGAACCUGGUGAACAACGCCGAGGAGCUGAAAUUCAUCGAAUCCUCUUCUCAAUAAACUGAAAUUUUCAGAUUUUUUUUUUGAUUUUUUUCGAAUUUUUUUUCAUUUCGACCCCCCCGCAAUACUGAGAUUCUUCAAUGAUCUUUUGCUGUUUAUUUCUUCAUAUUUUCCCUGAAUUUUGUCCAUUUUCAGACAAGCUUUAUCUUCUCCUCUUCCCGUUCAUUUUUCCAUUCCAAUAUGAGCUUUUUCUAUUACUUCUCCAGCUGGUUACCCCCCUGACCCCCGUAUUUUUCAACAAAAAAACCGAUUAUCAAUUGAAAUUCACUUUGUUACACAAUUUCCACUCAACGAAUUUUAGUGUUAUAAUUUUUUAACUUCAAAAUCAAUCAAUAAACUCUUAAUCUG